CAGCAUAUAUAUAUAUAUGUAAAAACAUGGAAAGAUUAAAAAUAAAUCAAGAUAGCCAUGUAACCGCCGUUCAAAGUAUCGUACACUACUUAUCCGACCAGUGGACGACAGUCCCGUGUUUGAAGCCGCCGGCGAGGGCCGUGUCCCCUUACCGUCCUGGAUAUUGUUGCUGUUCCCGAGCCACGGGUUGUCCCACUGUCCUCCUCGUCGUCGUUGUUGUGCUAGCUACUAUGUAUGUUAUGCAUGUCCUCGUCGAUAUGGUAGUGCUAUUAUUACCCGGGAGCCUCUUUGGUUCUUCUCGCACGCACGUACGGGUAUGUUCAUGCCGGAUUGCCCAGCUGGAUACAUCCCACGCGGCUGACCAGGCGGCAUUUGUAUUUCCUUUCCCUCUUAUUCGCUGUUUAGUUUUUCCUUCCCUCUCCCGUCUGAUGUUACUCCGUUCUCUCGCAGUCGCUCUGCGUUGUCGACGACCUCAGGGGAUCCCGUCGAUCAUGUCAUUGACGACCUGAGAUUACCUUCAUCCCGCAGCGCCGCUAGAAACCUACGCGAUCCAAUGCUACUCCGUCACUUUGC
Colletotrichum navitas is the source of this 573-nucleotide messenger RNA. RefSeq lists its product as uncharacterized. The coding region runs from base 27 to 509 and encodes 160 amino acids. The transcript has 2 exons. The record is from RefSeq and is a predicted model, not a curated record. NCBI's taxonomy places the organism in Eukaryota, Fungi, Ascomycota, Sordariomycetes, Glomerellales, Glomerellaceae.